AUGGCAAGCUCCAAGUUCAUUGGGGCUAUUCUUAUUGCUUUGUUGCUUGUGGAGGUUUCAUUUGCUGCUAGGGUUAGAAACGGAUUAUUAGGUGCAAGAGGAGGUGGUGGUGGCGGCGGCGGUGCUGGUGGAGGAGGAGGUGGUGCUCGUGGCUCUGGAUAUGGAUCAGGAUACGGGUCUGGCGGAGGAUACGGGUCUGGUUAUGGAUCCGGGUAUGGUUCUGGAUAUGGGUCGGGUAGUGGAGGAAGAGGUGGUGGUGGAGGCGGAGGAGGUGGAAGAGGUGGAGGUGGAGGAGGUGGUGGAGGCUCAAAUGGCUCUGGUUAUGGCUCUGGCUAUGGCUCUGGCGAGGGAAGUGGUUAUGGCAGUGGCGGAGGAAGAGGUGGUGGCGGUGGUGGAGGAGGAGGUGGAGGUAGCGGUGGUGGUGGUGGUAGGUAUGGAGGUUCUGGCUAUGGUAGUGGCUCUGGCUAUGGAUCAGGUUAUGGGUCAGGAUACGGCGGCGGAGGAGACGAUGACGGUGGAUUCCGCCCUUAA
Molecule: messenger RNA, 531 nt
Organism: Arachis duranensis
Lineage: Eukaryota; Viridiplantae; Streptophyta; Magnoliopsida; Fabales; Fabaceae
Product: putative glycine-rich cell wall structural protein 1
Exons: 2
Coding region: 1-531 (176 amino acids)
Source: RefSeq, a predicted model, not a curated record